Molecule: messenger RNA, 2831 nt
Organism: Salvelinus namaycush (lake trout)
Lineage: Eukaryota; Metazoa; Chordata; Actinopteri; Salmoniformes; Salmonidae
Product: acetyl-coenzyme A transporter 1-like
Exons: 9
Coding region: 265-1911 (548 amino acids)
Cellular component (GO): membrane
Molecular function (GO): acetyl-CoA transmembrane transporter activity
Source: RefSeq, a predicted model, not a curated record
AAUAAACGAUCUACCGAUGUAAUCAGGUGAAGGCCAAAUAGGUAGCUAUGUCUGUGUUUUUGACCGUAUUAAAUGCAAUUCAUACAUAGUUCAAGGCAACGUUCGCAGUCGAAUCAACUACAAUCCAUUUUUUGAAUGAUAGUCGACACAUUCAUUCAUUGUUUGGUUUGGCAUGUGGUGUCGCAUGACAACAGUCAACACAAGGUCGCAUGACAACACAAGGUUUCCAGAGGGCACAGCUGGUUUGAUGCCCGCGGCUCCACAAUGGAGCUAUCUGACUCGGUCACACAUAAGAACGGGCGGCAGAGGAAACCCGCUGUCCCCCAGGGGGACAUGAGGGACGGGAACAGGGUUCACAACACCACCCCUGACCUGGAGGAGGAGGGGGAAGCGUUGCUUCAAGGAUCUGACACGGAGAACAACGGACAUCCCAGUGUGCAACCUGGGAUCAGAGGGGAGCUGGGGAACGUAUCUCUGCUGCUCUUCCUGUAUGUCCUCCAGGGCAUCCCUCUGGGCCUGGCCGGGAGCAUCCCUCUCAUCCUGCAGAGUAAGAACGUCAGCUACAAGGACCAGGCCUUCUUCAGCUUUGUCUUCUGGCCCUUCAGUCUCAAGCUGCUGUGGGCCCCGCUGGUUGACGCGCUCUACCUGACCGGGUUUGGACGCCGGAAGUCGUGGCUGGUGCCCACCCAGUACCUGCUGGGUCUCUUCAUGCUGUACCUGUCGGUUACCGUGGAUACGCUGCUGGAAAGUGAUGAGGGACAGGGCCCCGAUGUGAUGACCCUGACGGCGGUGUUCUUCAUGCUGGCCUUUCUGGCAGCCACCCAGGACAUAGCAGUGGAUGGCUGGGCUCUGACCAUGCUGUCUAGGGAGAACGUGGGCUACGCCUCCACCUGUAACUCUGUGGGACAGACUGCUGGCUACUUCCUAGGCAACGUGCUCUUCCUGGCCCUGGAGUCAGCUGACUUCUGCAACAAAUACCUGAGAGCAGAGCCUAAAGAGACUGGCAUCGUGACACUGUCAGACUUCCUGUUUUUCUGGGGCGUGGUGUUCCUGGUGUCGACCACGCUGGUGGCCGUUCUGAAGAAGGAGAACGCCAGGGGACAGCACGGGAGGAAGAAGGUCCGGGAGGAGACGCAGAGCGUCAUGGAAACAUACAAACUGCUGGUUUCCAUCAUCAAGAUGCCUGCCGUGUUCACCUUCUGUAGCCUGCUGCUCACUGCUAAGAUGGGUUUCUCUGCAGCAGACGCAGUGACCGGUCUGAAGCUGGUAGAGGCAGGUGUUCCUAAAGAGCAGCUGGCGUUACUGGCCGUCCCCAUGGUUCCACUGCAGGUACUACUACCACUCAUCAUCAGUAAAUACACCGCAGGACCACGACCACUAGACAUCUUCUACAAGGCCUUUCCCUUCAGGUUGUUGAUAGGUCUGGGCUAUGCUGUGUUGGUGUGGUGGACUCCCAGUUUAAAGCAGGAAGGUGGAUUCCCUCUCUACUACUACACUAUAGUACUGUUCAGCUACGCACUGCAUCAGGUGGCGCUGUACAGCAUGUAUGUGGCCUGUAUGGCUUUCCAUGCUAAAGUGAGUGACCCAGUGAUCGGUGGGACUUACAUGACCCUGCUGAACACUGUCACCAACCUGGGGGGAAACUGGCCCUCCACCCUGGCAUUGUGGAUGGUCGACCCACUCACCUCUAAGGAGUGCCAGGGAGCUGCUGGGCAGAGUUGUGGCUCCCCAGAGGAGACGGGGCUGUGUGUUAAGGAGGGCGGUGUGUGUGUGACGUCAUUGGAUGGUUACUAUGUGGAGUCGGUGGUGUGUGUGUUGAUAGGACUAACGUGGUGGGUGUGGCUAGGGAAGAGGAUGAGAAGGCUACAGGACCAGAGCCCUGCAGCGUGGAGGUGCAGGAUCGGCCAAUGACAACGUUCACCCAGCUCCUGACCUGCACCACCCCUUCCUGACCCCAGCAAGGCCAAUCGCCAGACAGCUACAGUCUGAUAUAAAAGCUUCUGUCAGCUCAGCCUUUGACCCUGGCCCGAACAUCACUUCCUCUCCCACUUCUGUUUCUGUCUUCCUCCAACUCUCUUUAUUUCUCUCCUUUCUCUGUCCGUCUCUCUCCUUCUCUGACUCUUCUCAGUGUCCCUCUUUUUUCCCUCCCCUCCCUUCUUCCCACCCUUUGCUCAGUGUAUAUAUUAUCCUUCAGCAGUCUUUCUUUGCGUUAACUGUGGUCCGGUCACCACAAGACUAUGGGCCAUAACGGUCAAUAACCACACUCUCUUGGAGAGUCAAGAAUGAUAUUUCUCCUUGCAACGUCACAUCCUCACCAUGGCUUCUGUGGGUGCCGCUUCAACUAUGUCCCAUUGGAAACAAAAGAAGGAACUAUUCUUCUUGCUAGGAAUAUUUACAGUAGACAUAGCUGCUCCUUCUCAAUCCACAUUGUCUGCUACUUAAACUAUUUAACUUUCUGUCACUGUUAUUUGUGCCUUGCUCUGUUCUUCAAAGACUCUGAUUUUAAAGUUGGUCGGAUAUUAAAAAAAGGCAUUCAUCAACGAACGGUCAUAAAAAGCAAACCACAUAUAUGGAUGGUUAAAUAUGAACUUUGAGAUGUACAGCCAAGACCUAGUUGAUAAAUAGGUCACAUUUCUUUGUGUAACAUGGAGUCAGAAAUCACAUUUCUAUUCUUGAUGCUCAUCUAUAGCCCCUUUGAAAGAAAUGCCUAAAUUAUAACAGUACUGUUUUAAUAUACACUGAGUGUACAAAACGUUAGGAACACCUUCCUAUUGAGUUACUAUGUUACACCUUCCUAAUGUUGAGUUGCACCCCCCCCCUUUUGCCAUGUU